AUGGGUGAGGUGGCCAUGCUGUGGGCCAUGCGCCAUACCAACCUGCAGCGACUGCUGGGGUAUUGCUGGGAGAAGCGUGGCACUGCCUUUGGCCAUCACUCGCCUGCUGCUGCUGCUGCUGCUGCUGCUGCUACUGCUGCUGCCGAUAAUGCUAAGAGUACACCCCCUGCCCCACCACCCUACUCUCUCCAUGCCUACCCCACCCUCCAUGCCUCUGCGUCUUUGCCUGCUUGUUCCCCUCUGUAUGUUUCCCUCUGUCUCUUAUGUCCCCUCUCCUCCCUUUCACUCCCUCUACUCCCCUCUGCCCCCCUCCUCCUCCCGCUAUGCAGAGGGCUGCGUGCCUCUGCACAGCAGCUGAUGUCUCGCAACACAACAGCCCAGCUUCGCGCCGCCCACCUGCCCCAAGCACCCGACGCCAUCGUGCUGCCCAUGGUGCGCCUCGCCCUCUCCUGCACCGCCUCCGACCCCCUCGCCCGCCCCACUGUCACCGACCUGCUCCGCUCCAUCAAGGCUCUCAAGCGCUCCCUCUCCGCCCACCCGCGCCCUGCCCUGCCUGGCAACGCAGGGACAAGCAGGGAUGGUGACAGACCCCGUGCUGUCAGCGGUAGGGGGCCUCGAGAGCCACAGGGUGGGGAGGGUGGGGAUGGGCUUUCUGGGGGUUUUAGCCAGAAUGCGCUAGAUGCAAAGUUAGACUGGCUUGUGGAGGAAGAGGAUAGUGGUAGGUUCGUGACAGAUGUGUAG
Closterium sp. Naga37s-1 is the source of this 741-nucleotide messenger RNA. NCBI's taxonomy places the organism in Eukaryota, Viridiplantae, Streptophyta, Zygnematophyceae, Desmidiales, Closteriaceae. The record is from the annotation of a GenBank genome assembly.